Herpailurus yagouaroundi (jaguarundi) is the source of this 9924-nucleotide messenger RNA. RefSeq names its product RNA binding motif protein 33 (gene RBM33). Lineage: Eukaryota; Metazoa; Chordata; Mammalia; Carnivora; Felidae. Bases 280 to 3486 code for a protein of 1068 amino acids. The record is from RefSeq and is a predicted model, not a curated record. Gene Ontology annotation, molecular function: RNA binding. The transcript has 17 exons.
GACGGCGAGAACUUCCCUGCUCUGCCGCCGGGCCGUGCAGAGAGCCGUAUUGACAGCGCUGUGCUGGCUGCCCGGUCCUCUUCUCCGAGUGGGCCUGUCCCUGCCGGGCCCAAUGAACUUGAAGAUGACUUACUUGGAGAAGAUUUGCUGUCUGGCAAAAAGAAUCAGUCGGAUUUGUCGGAUGAAGAGCUGAAUGAUGAUCUUUUACAGAGUGAUAAUGAAGAUGAAGAAAAUUUCAGUUCUCAGGGUGUCACAAUUAGUCUAAACACCACAUCUGGCAUGGUCACGUCAUUUGAACUGUCUGACAACACUAAUGACCAGUCCGGAGAACAGGAGUCUGAGUAUGAACAAGGAGAGGACGAACUUGUUUAUCACAAAUCCGGGGGAUCUGAACUGUACGCUCACGAGUACCCAGAGGAAGGACGCUAUGAAGGCCAUGGCGCUGAGCUGACGGAAGGCCACAUGGAAUAUGUGGAGGAGCCGGAGGAGGGGCAGCUGUACAGUGACGAAGUGUUAGACAUCGAGAUCAAUGAGCCCUUAGAUGAAUUCACAGGAGGUAUGGAGACUUUGGAGCUACAGAAGGACGUAAAAGAAGAAUCCGAUGAGGAAGAUGAUGAUGAUGAAGAAUCUGGACGAUUGCGGUUCAAAACUGAAAGGAAAGAAGGAACAAUUAUUAGGCUCUCAGAUGUAACUAGAGAGAGAAGGAACAUUCCAGAAACUUUGGAGCUUUCAGCCGAAGCCAAAGCCGCGUUGCUUGAGUUCGAAGAGAGAGAGCGACAGCAUAAGCAGGGACGCUAUGGCUCGAGGCGGGGAGGAAGGAGAGGAAGCUCUUUAGUGUGUCGUGGAAUGGGAGACCAGAGGAGAGAGAGCAGUGAGCGAGCAAGAAUAAAAGAUCACAGACCUGCCCUGCUUCCGACGCAGCCUCCUGGCGUGACGCACUCUCCAAGAUUGAUCCCCCCUGCGCAGCCUCAGCCGCCGCCGCCGCCGCCGCCGCCGCCGCCCCAGCAGCAGCCCAUCAGGAGCCUGUUCCAGCAGCAGCCGCUGCAGCCACUGCUGCCCCUGCAGCACCCGCAGCACGCCCCGGCUCCCCAGGGGGCGCAUGCGCCGCCCCAGAUGGAGGCCCCGCGCCUGAUGAUCACCCCUCCUCCGGUGACCCCGCAGCAGCCCAAGAACAUCCACAUAAACCCCCACUUCAAGGGGGCGGUGGUGACGCCCGUGCAAGUGCCCUUGCUGCCAGUUCCCAGCCAGCCGAGACCUGCUGUGGGGCCGCAGAGAUUCCCUGGCCCUCCGGAGUUCCCGCAGCACACGCCCGGGCCGGUCCCCGGCACCUUCAGCCAGCCCCCGCGGCUUCCCCUGCAGGACCAGUGGAGAGCCCCGCCGCCGCCGCAGGAGCGGGACCCUUUCUUCUUGGGAGUUUCAGGCGAACCGAGGUUCCCGAGUCAUCUCUUCCUGGAGCAGCGCAGCCCCCCGCCGCCGCCGCCGCCCCCCACGCUCCUCAGCGGCGCGCACCCCGUGCCCGCCCCCAGCCCCCUGCCGUUCACCCAGCCCGGGCCAGCGUUCAGCCAGCAGGGCCAGCAGCCCGUGUUCCCCAGGGAGAGGCCCGUGAGGCCAGCGCUGCAGCCGCCGGGGCCGCUGGGGAUCCUGCACUUCAGCCAGCCGGGCUCGGCGGCCACGCGGCCCUUCAUCCCGCCGCGGCAGCCCUUCCUGCCCGGCCCGGGCCAGCCCUUCCUGCCCGCGCACGCGCAGCCCAGCCUGCAGGGGCCCCUUCACCCUCCGCUGCCCCCUCCGCACCAGCCCCAGCCGCAGCCGCAGCCUCAGCCCCCGCUCCAGCCGCAGCACCAGCCUCCGCUGCAGCCGCCCCCGCAGCACCAGCCGCCCCCGCAGCCGCAGCACCAGCCCCCGCACCAGCCGCAGCCGCACCAGCACCACCACCAUCUGUCCGUCCCUCCGCCGCCGCUGAUGCCCAUGUCGCAGCCGCAGUUCCGGCCUCACAUCCAGACGGCCCAGCCGCAGCCAGGCGGUGCUCGGAUGCAGUGUCCCCAGCGCCAGGGGCUCAGGCAUAACACAACUUCUCAGAACGUAACCAAGCGGCCAAUGCAGCAAAUGCAGCCCACCGCUCCCAGGAACAGUAACCUGCGCGAGCUACCCAUCGCGCCGUCGCACGUCUUGGAUAUGGGCAGCAGCCGCUGCUCCACGGCCUCGGCUCAAGUGAAACCUGUCAUCAGCACGUCGCCACCCUCGAGGCCGGGGGCGGGGUCCAGGGCCGCACCGGGGAAGACGGAAGCCAAGGUGAAGCCGCUCAGCCCUGUGGUUCAACCCAAAGAAGAAGCAAAAACAGAACCAGAGUUUCCCGAUGAAGACGAGGAGACGCGCCUCUACCGCCUGAAGAUCGAGGAGCAGAAGCGCCUCCGAGAAGAGAUCCUGAAGCAGAAGGAGCUGCGGCGGCAGCAGCAGGCGGGCGCCAGGAAGAAGGAGCUGCUGGAGAGGCUGGCCCAGCAGCAGCUGCACCUGCCCGCAGCCUCGGCCGAGCCGGACGAGCAGGCGGCCUCACCGGCCCCCGCCAACGGGAACCCGCUCCUGCCCUUCCCGGGCGCGCAGCCUAGACCGAAUGUGAAAAACAGACUCCUUGUGAAAAACCAGGACGGCCCCGUUUCGAACAUUCAGCCCAAAAUGUCCAACUUUGCGCCGGCCGGCGCUCCGGGGCAGUACCAAGGACAGCAGACGAAACCUCCCAAGCACCCGAGGCAGGCCAGGGCCGUCCCUCAGAGUCCGGGCCCGCACAGGGUCCCGCAGGGGAAGCCUGCGGACGCGGAGGGGCCGCCACCCCCCUCGCAGAGCGCUCGAGCCGCCCUCCAGGGCCGGCCCCCGGACACCAAGCCCGGCGCCAAGAGGACGGUCAUGCACCGGGCCGGCAGUGGCGGCGGAGAUGGGCCGCACGUCAGCUCCAAGCAGGGAGGAGAGAGCGACGGCUUUUUUCACCCCGAGGGCCAGCCCCAGCGGCUCCCGCAGCCCCCAGAAGCCAGACAGCCGCCCGCCCGCAAGGUGACGCUGACCAAGGGGGCCCCCCAGCAGCCCCAGCACCCACCGGUGGGGGCCCACAUGCACCCGUCCGGCCCUCCGGGCAUCAAGAGCAUCCAGGGAGUCCAUCCUGCCAAGAAGGUUGUCACGCACGGGAGAGGCCGAGGAGUGGCGGGGGCUGUGGGCCGGGGCCGCCUGAUGCCAAACAAGCAGAACCUCCGGGUGGUGGAGUGUAAGCCGCAGCCCUGUGUCGUGUCCGUUGAAGGGCUCUCUUCGUCCACCACUGACGCCCAGCUGAAGAACCUACUGAUGUCGGUCGGACCCAUCCAGAGUUUACAGAUGCUUCCCCAGCAACGGAAAGCCAUAGCUAAGUUCAAGGAACCGGCUCAUGCGUUAGCAUUUCAGCAGAAAUUCCACAGGCACAUGAUAGAUUUGUCCCACAUAAACGUGGCCCUGAUCGUUGAGUGAUCUCUAGCAGGAGACGCUGACCCGACACGGAACACUCGCUGUGGGAUUUCUUCAGGGAAGCCGCAGCGCACACCCCCACGAGCACGGCCUCUCCGCGCACAGUCUUGCGUAACUGUUGUCCGGAGAGCGGCUGGCCCGGCGUGGACUCCAGCAGAGCCGGACUUGGGGACGUGGCGGCCUGGGCUCCGGUGUUACACGCUCCCCGUUCUGUUGUCACCACAGAGAACUACACUUUCCGGUUUCUUUUGUUUUCAAAGUGCUUACGAUGCAUGUAGCCCUUGUUCUUCGUGAUCGUGCUGUGUGACCGAUCACAGUGACUUAGGUUCAGGAAGGGACGUUAGCGCCACAAAUUCUGAGUAGUUUCCACAGCAAAGAACACUUGAUAAUGGUUGCACCCAUCUUCAGUGCAGGCUAGACAAGGGUCUUCCCAGCCGAGCGGAACCGCGCUGUCCUCUCAGAAAGCCCUCACAAGGCUCUUGGAAGCACGUAGAUUAAAAUUUGGGUGAUGGUGACGGGCAGCCGCGUGUCCUGGCAAGCAGGACGUGAGGGCGGUUGGGAGCGAUGCCCAUUGUGUGGCGGAUUCUGCUUCUUGUAAAUACUCCAGAAGCACCAGCUGCGUGUUCCUAGUUGCGGAGGGGACUCCGCACCCCUCCACUCUUCCCCAGUAAGGCACUGGUCCUGGCAGGCCCCGCCGUGUCUCCCUGGGCCUAGAGAGGGCGCCUGUGGCGCCGUCACCCUGCAGCCCUUCCAGAGCCCUGCCAGGUGGGUCGUGUUGCACAUCUACCCCGCGGGGCAGAGGCAGGGGGACUCGGCCCGGCCCCGUGUGGUUUGUUCCUCUUUGUAAAUGUGGCCCGAAGCAGCAUAUUCGUGUCCCUGGCUCUGUGACAUACAACAUUCUUCGGGAACUUGGUUAUCAUUGCUCUGAUUAACUUUUUUUUUUUUUUUUUUUUUUUUUGAAGGCCUUUUGAGUAGGGCUGUGCUGCCCUUGAGCAGAGCCAGGAGCAAGGUGGCCUAUGUGCUGGCGAGUUGCCCCUCGUGGGGUGUGGUGUGAGGGAUGGCUGUCCUCCCCAGACCGUGCAGCCCAAAGUGAAAUUGAAAUGUGUUCAUGUGGCCCCGAACCUGCUUGAGGAGUUCUGGGUAGGCUCGUUUAGGUGAGACUUUUCCUUCCCGUAAAGCAACGUUUAGUACAGUUCAUUCCGGUCAAGUCUUUAAAAAAGUGCCUUAUUGUAUUUCUGCUCAAGAACGAGUUUCACCAUUUGGGGUUUAUACUAACAUGGACCUGAACUGUUUGAGCAAGUAACAGAUACCAAGGCAUACUCAGACUUUUUAGCUGUGUUUUAUACCUAAGAUUUCACGGCAGGUUUACUAGUAGAAUUAGAGGAAAUAGGAGCCUGCCGCCUCCAGAUGCCACCGGUCAGCCCUGCGGGGACCAGCUCGAAGCCCCAGAGCCCCCGCCGCCAGGCACCCUCCCUCCUCUGAGCCUUCGCGCGGGGGCUGGGACCCAGGCCGCGUGAGCCUGUGUCGUGUUUGCACAGGUGAAAUUUUAUAUUUUUGCAACUUCAGUUGCCCGAACUGCAGGGGAGCGUUCAGACCCUGUGAGGCUUUCUGUGGCGAGGGUUCUAAGUGGCAUCCCGCGGUAGGAGGAGGCCUGGAGGAUGAAGGUGGGUGUUGGCGGCUGCUUUUCAGAAGGUGUAGGUGCCAGGAAGCGAACAGGCACUCCCAGGGUGCACCCCCCAGCUGAGGCGCCUGGCCGCCUUGUUCCAGAAAGCCCCUGACUCAGCUGCGCCAGGCCUGCCGUGGUGCUCCAGGGGAGGGUCCGCACAGUCCGUGCCCUGUCCCUACCCUCGGUCGACACGCACGUCCUGUCCGCUGUUGUCACAGGGAGAGACGGAUGUGUUCGUGUGUUUAAAAGCGUAGUUUAUUUGGCUCAGUCCACAGAGAGCUGCGUUGAAGCAACGAGCUUGACAGCCUGCUAGUUACGACACAUCCAGACCCCUUGCUGGUGCCGGGCAGUGGGAAGGCUUUCAGUUGACGGACUUGCUUUUUAUCACCAAGAACCAACUGAUGCAAUAAGAUGAGCUUAAAAAUUUUUUACCAUUUUCUGAAAUAGUCUGAGUGUGCCGUAUUGUCUCUGGAAAGUAGGCACAUAACAAAGAGCUUUUUCCCUAGUUAGCGAUGAGAAGUCAUCAGUCCUGCGUGGGCACCGCUGUUCAAGACCUGGUGGUGACAUUAAGGUCUGCUUUCGGCCUUGUCCGAGGACGAUACGGGCGCCAUGGGACAUGUGUGUCUGUUAACUGUCUACACACGUGAGCCUUCUCUUGAUGUGGUGUUCUUGAAAGCCUUUGGCCACGGGGAGCUGGGCCUUCGUAAAGCCCUGGUUAGAAUGGCCCCGUGUGCCCGGCCGUUGGCAGUGGCCGCAGUUCGUGCCGGCCGGCCCGGAGCAGAGGCUUGGUUUCCUUAAAGGGAGCUGCGGAAGGGAAAGAAGCAGAAUUAGAAAGUAACGUUAUUUCCAUUCUCGGUGCGCUUUUCGCGGUGAAAUCAGACCACCGUAAGCCGAACCCUUUUGGAAGAUCUGUUGCAACCAUUAUCUUUGUUCUUUAUUUAUCAUGCAUUUAAAAUGACAUGCAGAAGCAUUUAACAUACUAUGUAAAUAUGGACCUUUUAAAAUUAAAAUGUUAAUUGGAAACGCUUUCAAUUCAGCAACAAUCUUAGCUAUUUGUUAGUUCUUUUGUGUUGUCUUAUCGAAGUUAAAUGGAUUCCGUUCCAUAAUUGUUGAUGUGUCUGUGUGUAAAUCCGAUUUUUAUAAAGAUGGUAGUUAAGUCAAUACAUGUAUCCUGACCUGUGUAUUAUUUGUUUCCAAAUUCAGGAAGCUUAAAGUCAGUAAAUACCGAUAUAUCGCGUGAGGUAAAUAUAACAGGUGAUUGUGUGGAGCCAAGGUACCUUUUCUUUUUACAUUGUCUUGUUUUGAUUUUGUGCUGUAAUAUAAGAUCACUUAGCCGCUUAUCUGAGCAUAACCUUGCAUUACCGUUGGUCUGCCCACUUUUGUUAAGUCCUUAUACUGAUGAUUCUAAGGGAGAAACCCUGUCUCUUUUUACCAGAACAAAUGUUGAGGGUCCCCCCUCUUUCUGGACAGGCAGCGUCCUACGUAGGUGUCUGUGCCCUUCCCAGUGGGGAGCGGGCAGGGUGGCGGGGGGGAGGGGCUUCAUCAUAACUACUUUUUAUUUGAGUCGUUCUUCUCUUGAUUUGUAACAGCCCUGGAUAAACCAUUGUUUACGCCUGGUUCUGUAGCGUUGCUAAGUUGUGACAGAGCUUGGAUCCUGCGCCCAGGGGGCUUUUUUCAAAGAGCGUUUUGCUUAAUUUGUAAACGGAAGACUGUUGCUGGAGGAGAUUGGGAGAGGUGUCUCGGGGAGAGGGGAGCAGGGGGGCCUGGGACGGGGGAGAGGAGAAUUUUGCAGAAUGAAGGAGUUGUACUAAGUAUAAUGAACUUCUCACACACUGACUCUUUUCAGAGGAGUCAGCUGGUCGAGCCGAGAAGCAUGCGGGAGGGUGGGCUCGUGGACGGCUCUCGCCGGGGGACAGGAGGGCACCCGCCCCACAGGGAGGUCACCUUUCCGCGGGAGGGCCUUGAGCCCUUCCUCAGGAGGGGCCCCGCGGAGGUACAGAGAUGCCCUGAGGCAGGGCCUGGCUCAGAGGGGCUGUUUGCAGAACCUGUCACUUCCGUUCUUGUUUUCUUAAAUUUUCUUUCGGCUUGUUGUGGUUUUUUGUUUUGUUCUUUUCUUUUUUUCUUUUUUUCUUUUUUUGCUGUCGUUGUUUUUAAUUUCUUUGUUACUUAAUUGAAGGUAAGCUCCACGCGCUUCUAGACCACUGGACCGACAGGGACCCUGUCGCGGGCGGUUGGGUUCUGGUGGAGGUCUGGUGCCGAACGCCCGGCGCGCUCCCCGCUCGGUUCCCUAGAGAGCCCGCGUGUCCGGCUGUCAAGAAAUGCGUCCCCAGUCGGCCGGUGCUGCCCUCAGCAGAUGGCUCUGGGCUCCUUUGCUGUCAUAGUGGCCUGCUCAGAGUCGUUUUUAAUGUCCCCUCCCUUCCUGCUGGUAGGAUUGCUCUGGCUUCACACAUUCACUGUUCGACCCGAUUUUAUUUAUUUCCCUGUAGUCGGGUGGAGUGCCCCCCCCCCCCCCCCCCCCCGCCUUGUCUGUUUAUUUGGUGUCGGGGGUGGGGGGGCUUGUGAAAGGUCGCCUUGGUUCUUUACCAAUUUUUAAGAGGCCUUAUUCUAAACGGGAAUCCCUGACGGGUGGGGCGGAUGAUCGCUGCGGGGUGGGGAGACAGCCCUGUCCCCCCGUGAAGGAAGCCACAGGAGCUGAGAUCGCUUAGGGGAAAGUGUAGGUAUUUUACUGUAUUUAAUGAGCAUUUCAAUUAACCUUUUCACCUAUUUUUAAAACUUGUGAAUGGAGUGUUAUUUUGGACAUUGGUAAAUAUGAACUCUCCAAAGGCGGUUAGCCUUGAUUUACUGCUAAAUCCUAAGGAUUAUUGUGUAAGGUUUUUUUGCAACCUAUUUAAUCUUCAUCAUUUAAAGCGCCCGUGGUUUUGUGUCCUAGAACCAAAGCAGAACUCGCUGAUUCAUAUUGGAUCCCAGGUAUACCUUCUUCUGGUAGCGUAUGGUUGGGAAGGAUCAUUGGUUUUACACGCUGUAACCUGCCUUUUCUAGAGAAUGUUUUUAAAACUCUUAACUCUCUCCCCUGUGCCGGGUUUUGGUAGGAAGGCUUCUCGUCAGGACAGGCAGGUAGAGCAGGCGUCUUCAGUGAGGACUUUUUUCCCUUUUAUUUCUGACCAACUAAAAUGUAAAAAGACCGUGUUGGUGUUUUGCUGUGUUUUAUUUUACUAAUUUUAAAACGUACCUAGAAAAAUACAGGCCCUUUAAAAAGAAACAACGUAGCCUUUAAAUUCUGAGUACGUUGCACAGACUGGACAGGUACGCUAUUUUUUUAAUAUAUUCUGUAUUUAGUAGUUUCAUGUACUCUAGAGAGUAGACCUUGACGUUCUUGUAGCAUGGUUUCAACUACUUUUUAUCUUAAGGGCACACAUAGUGGAAGCUGAUUUUUAAAGGUCUGUUUACAUUUUAUACACUCUGCAGCAUUGUCUUAGACCCUACGAUUUAGGGGUUUCUAACAACACACAGCCCACUCAUACCCUCAGCGGAACAGCUAGGAUCGUUUGGUUUUUUUGUAAUUCGUCUUUGCUUUUCGCAGGCAUGGGGGCCAGGAGUGCUUUUCCUCUGUGAGGAUUCUAACUCUCCGUCUUCGCCUUUAAUCCCACCGUUUAAUUUUCAGGUUCGACAGCAGCCCAGCCCGCAGCCUUUGCAUUCCAAGCGGGUUUCCUGUGCGGGGCGUCUCCUUCCUUUUGUGGCCUUGCCGCCCCCCACCCCCUCCCCGGGGGCUCCGGAGCAGCGGCCUCCUGCCUGCCCCCCCCCCCCUUUCCUGUUCUCUUGCACCUUCCUCGCCCAAACCCAUCUAGCAGCCACCACAGGGAGCUUCUUCCCCAUUCUGGAAAAUCACUUUCUCCCCCUUCCUCCUCUCUGGAUGUCCUCACCCUCCUCCUACCCACCUGCCUUUGGCCACGGACCUGUCCUUUGCUGACGGUGCUCUAUUCUUACUCCUCUGUCUGCUCUUAACAUUUAGAAUUCCUCCUUGGGGGUGGGGGUGCGAGGUGGCCGUGAACAUUUUUGCACGGCGUUUGCAUUUGGCGUUUGCAUUCGACUGCGUCACCCCCUUUGCUUUGACAGGUUUUCACUCCCGCUUUGUUCCUGCAGGUCUCUGCUGGAGAGAAUAACGUCCGGAUUCUGUUACUUUGCAGUGUGACCUUGCGGGAGCGUGUGGCGCCCCGCGACGCCGGCCGGCGUCCUGCCGCCCGCGGGGAGCGUGCGAUUAACCACCCCUUUGUUUUCACCCCUGCUUUUACAGGACCUCUUGUGCAUGAGUCAGUGUUAGUUGUAGCGCGCCCAUUUUUCCACUGGAAGCGGCGGCCCGUUUGACCCCGUGUCACUGCUCCCGCUGUGAUCCUUCCUAACCGUAAUGCGCACGGCAGCGCGCUGCCGAGCUGGCCCGCGCCAGCUCCCGGGUGGAGCCUGACGCUGUGUCUGUUGGGAGUGCGUUGGGAGUUCAGAGACCGGCACGCGACCGAGUUGCUUCCCUGUGGGUUGGCCUGCCUCACGUGUUCUGCCCAACACUGCACUUGCCCUUGUGGGGAAGGACGUCGCCUCGCUUUGCCCCGUCUCGCUGUACGCUGAUCACUGUGACGCUUUAUCAGGAAUCUGUGUGAGGAACACUGGUGACAUGGUUGGAAAAAUGUAUUGUGUGUAUCAUUUGUGUGACUCCGUACGGAGGCGUGUCUCGAACUGUGUUGUAAUUUGAAAGACGUGUUAAUAAACUUCCUUGCGGCCUCUGC